Messenger RNA from Bipolaris sorokiniana ND90Pr, 2359 nucleotides. RefSeq lists its product as uncharacterized. The record is from RefSeq and is a predicted model, not a curated record. Gene Ontology annotation, biological process: metal ion transport; transmembrane transport. Lineage: Eukaryota; Fungi; Ascomycota; Dothideomycetes; Pleosporales; Pleosporaceae. Gene Ontology annotation, molecular function: magnesium ion binding; cobalt ion binding; magnesium ion transmembrane transporter activity. Gene Ontology annotation, cellular component: membrane. The transcript has 3 exons. Bases 121 to 1914 code for a protein of 597 amino acids.
CGGAAAUCCGCCUUGCGCCUUUAUAACCCUCGUGCCACCCUUCCCUGUACACUCAGCCGUUAUUUUUGGAGAUUUACAUCUCUUCCUUAAGAUUUCUCUUAGCAGGUCCCAGUAGCGGCCAUGUCUUCCAACUAUGCAAAGAGCGACACAGCAGCACCGGCGAAGAAAGGCACGGUACCUGCACUGUGGUCUACGAAAUACAUCCCUCAUAGUGCGGAGUUUGGAGAUCCAUACGAAUUGAUUGGAGACGCAUACGAGCCAAAAUCAACAGUAGCGGAUGAAUGGGAAAUCCAUGACCCGAGAAGCGAAAGGUUGCCGUACUUGGCUCAUAUCAAGUCAUUAUCAACAUCAUGGAAGACGCUCCGCCACUUGGCCGAUUGGAUGCAGGUUGGUACAACGCCACUACGAUGGAACGAAAUCAAGGAGACCCCUGGAGAGCGCGAACGCCGUGCAAACAAGACAAACAUCACGUUUGUUGAGUACAGGCCCGCCUCCAAACCCAAAGCAAUCCCCAUCAAGACACCCUCGGCACUUCGUGAAACUCUUGAGUCGUUAUCACAUGAGUCCUCGAAGGAGCCUCCUCUUCGGUUGUUCGUCGUAGAAGACCUUUCUCAGCAAGUCAUAGAACUUCUGGGAAAGCGCUUCGAUGUUGAUCCGCUGUUUUUCCGUGAACAGAUUGCCGACUAUGUAUGGUACAAUACUCGAGACCCAUGGGCAGCACCGCCUGCCCUCGUUUCUAGCAUGAAGCACCGCCAAUGGUUCAGAAUGCGGAACAUGCGAUUGCGAUACCACAGGACAGUGGAAGAGUUUCAAGAGUCAACACAAGAGGCUAACACUUGGAAUGUGCUCCGCCGUCCCGACAACGACGAUAACCACUGGCAUUAUCUGGAUGAAGAAGGCGCUGUAGUGUCCAUCAUGCGUACGCGCACUAGCAUGUGGAUUGGCAAAGACAAGGAGUGUGGAUAUGGAACAGUUGGUAUCGUGUUACUGGAUCCAACAGUUAGCCAAGGGCGGCCACUGUGGUAUGACCGCAGUAACUGGCUACCAACCCCAAAGAUGGAAACAGAGGUCUAUCCCUCGAUAAGAUCAUCCGUCUCAUGGUUCGAAGACAUUGUGCAGAUGACAACCGCCUUCCCAUGGUUCGAACGAUCAGAAGGCCACGAAAUCAACGCUCAAGUCCUCGCCAAACCAACCAUCUACACCAUCUGUGCUGAAUGGCUCGUGGUAUGCGACUACGUGAAAGCGCGCCUGAGCCAGAUAGAAUGGGAGCUAGAAAAGCCGCACCUUUUCCGAUCCAAAGGCGACGCCAUCGACGACUCACUGAACCGCCUGCAUACAUGGCGACGCCACAUACCAGUCUUCCGAGAGAUGGUAGCAGAGACUCUGGAGCACGCGCUUCCAGCUGCAGCACGACUGACGACAACAUCGCCGCGGCCCGCAACCGCACCAUCCUCACCUAUUUCUUACACGGCCCGGUCCGUCAUACCGGACAACAUAGUCAUUAACUUCGACAAUAUCGACGGCUUCGAGGACAUCGUACCUGAUUUCCGACGCGUCCUUGCUGCCGUCAAUGAACUCCAGGAACGAGUCGAUCGUCUGACGAGCAUCGUGACAUCUGAGAUUUCCAUUGAAGACUCGCGGCGCGGACUCAAGGAGAGUCACAACAUGGCGCGCAUCACGUGGCUGGCGACUGUGUUCAUCCCGCUGACAUUCGUCGCGGGCUUGUACAGCAUGAAUGAGAGCGUUUCGGCGCUGAAGGCGACAUACGGAUGGUACUUUUUGACUGCGAUCCCUUUCACGUUGUUUGUUAUGGCGAUUGGGUGGGUAGUUGGCGGCGGGAGCUUGAAGCCGUGGAAGGAAACUAGUACGAAGCAGAGGGGGGUGGCUGUUGUAAAAGAUAAAAAGGUGAAUUGAUGUGAGUGGGAGUGCGACAUGUAAGGAGAUAGAGUGCACGUGAUUGUAGCUGGUGAGCAACAGGGGGCUGGCGAGCGACGACCGUCGAUUGGUGUCGCUCUUCCUCCCCUGCACAGCGACGGCUGCCGAUAAUGAAAAUACUAGUCGUGGCUGGUGAUGGCGGUAUGAGCGACACCAAUCGACAGCCGUCACUCACCAGCCACACCCAUCAGAUUGCUACCGGCAAGAUCAACAGGUAGGAAAGCAGAGAGGACGGACAAAACCAGUCGACAGCUAUUACCAGCGAUAUCCAGCAUCAUAGUUACAGCCUGUAAGCAGCGCUUAAGAAGGGCGCAGCCUUGCCCGCCGCUGUUGGUUGCUCUGGUUGCUAGCUGAGCCAUAGAAAUUCCGGGCAUCUUGUUAUGGCUCUGGUGAACGAGUAGAGGUUAUUAGAGCUAAUCAGAUU